AUGCCUAUCAUCUCACAGACGCCGAACAUGGCGCCCACGGACGAGGACGAGGCCGCCGCAGAGUGUGAUGAGCCUCCUGGGUAUCGGGCCAGAGGCACCGCAGUUCAUCAACACCCACCAACCAGCAACAACAAUGUCAACUCGAAACUCAAGCCCAAUAAGGAAUCUCUCCUUACCCGUGCUCUUCUGAGCAGCCCCGAGCUCUCUCCUACCGACCGUCCUGCUUCGUCUACCAUCACCUGGAGAAGCGUCCCGGCUUUCUCUAUUAAUUCUAACCACAGUGGGCCGUCAACUGCAGAACUCACCAGCGACGGUGAAUUGACCACUCCACCUCGAUCGACCACGCCAUCUCCUCCACCGCCAACACAGUUCACCCGUCCACCUUGGCUCGGCGCCGAACCUGCCUCCAAACCCGUCUCCCCCGUGGACGAGCACGAGCUGAAACUCGAAGCGAACUUGGGUCGGAAACGAUGCAUCACCUUCGCCUGUGCCAGCAAGGUCGAUGCAAUUGAACACACCCAGAGUGAUCCCGUGGCCAGAGAGCCUCCUAAGCGCAAGUCGACCAUCAAGUUUGCCUGUCCUGCCAGACCACGAGAUAUCGACGUUGAUGUUAAGAACGAUCGACAUACACCGCGCAGGCCAUCUGCUGGUAUUCGAGGAAGCCGAUCACCAGCCCCAAGGUGUCUGCAGUCCAGGCACCAGGCCCGAUCGCUGCAACUAUCGCAGACGCCAGUAUCCACUCCUAUCGGCCCCGCAGACGGGACGACUGGCUCGUUAAAGGUGACAGGUCUAGGCAAGUUCGAGUUGUCAGACGCCACGCGAUUCCAGGAAUUUGGUAGCUCGCUGGAAGAUGAAGAUUGGCUAAACGAGUCGUCGGACUACAAACAGAAGAUGACCUUGGCUGACUCUACCUCACACUCCGACACCGCUAUGCCACCGCCGAUGAAAUGGAGAGACUCCCACAACUCCAUUGAAUCCCUCACCAGUCCAGGACCAUUUGAAGAAGUCACCCCAAAACCAAAGCGUGCCGUGACCAAGGAGAAGAAGCCAAAGUCCACCGCCCCUAGUCUCCCAGAUAGCACCGACUUCGUCUGCGGAACCAUAGACGAGGAUCGCUCCAUCGAAGUAGCCUACAUUUCUCACAUGGAAGAGCGCCGCAGACAGAAACACAUCCCGAUUCCCCAGGAUAUCGACCCCAGCUUCCCGACCUCCGACCCCGAAGACGAGGAUGACGAAGAUGCCGACGAGGACGACGUGUCCGCCAAGCCAACCGCUCCUCGCAAGCAACAAGCCAGCGAUGUCGACGCCCACGUCGAGCCACCGCGCGGCCGACGCUCCAGUCGAACCAACAUCGAUAAGGCGCCAAAUGCUGCACCACACUCCCCUCGCAGACUAUUCGGGCACUCUCCACGUCGCCUCCGCUCACCACCGCCACCUGGCCGUCUUCGCUCCCCUCCUCCAUCUCGCCGGACAUCCCUCAUCCACCCUCCCAACAUGACAGGUGCCGGUCCCAGCGCAAAGAUGAUAACCAUCGCCCUCGCUGAACGGCCAAACCGCACCCGCACUUCUUCCCUUCCACGAACCCCUAACCCCUUCUUCGCCCGCGCCUAUACAUCCCACAGCAUCUACAAACGCACUUCCCGCUCCCCUUCCCCUUCCCCCUGUCCCAAAUCAUCCACAAAAAGCAAACCAAACCCAACACAUACCCGCGGACCCAUCGACAUCGUCGCUGGCCUAGAAAAGAAACGACAAAAGCGUAAAGAGAAGUUCUGGCGUCAGCAUUGUCGACGUGCCGCAAAAGAACAAAACCUUAAUCGUGACAAGAUAGUUCCUGGACGAGGCGCAGAGAGGAUGAAAGAGCUUGGUCUCGAGGUUGCUGAGAGGUUCAGGGCGUACGGCGUCGGUAUGGGCGUUGGUAUGGGUGGAAACGGACCGAAGCUCGUCCUUUCUAUUUGA
Arthroderma uncinatum is the source of this 1956-nucleotide messenger RNA. RefSeq lists its product as uncharacterized. The record is from RefSeq and is a predicted model, not a curated record. NCBI's taxonomy places the organism in Eukaryota, Fungi, Ascomycota, Eurotiomycetes, Onygenales, Arthrodermataceae. The coding region runs from base 1 to 1956 and encodes 651 amino acids. The transcript is spliced from 2 exons.